AUGGUUGGUGGGUACAACCGCAAGCGUGUGAUGAUGGUGAUGAUUCACCCCAUAUGUAACUCUAUAUCGCGGAACCAAAAGAAGCCCUCCGAGAGCCUCAGCAGUUUGGCCAAUGCUACGGUGCCGUGUAUUGCACAAGUCAUGGAGAGUGUUGCCACGCGGCAGCUUUGGACCUCUCUCCCUCUUCCUUCCCCCACCGCGCCGCCACUCUUCCGCCACCGGCUUGCCCUCCUCGAGCUCCACCCCGUGGCGCGGACCACGAAGCUCGCGGCGGAGGUCGAGGACGCGGCGCGGCCCCCUCCUCCUGCCCAGCAGCGCGCGGAGGGAGCAGCUGCGGCCCGCCUCGGUUCAUCCGCCUCGCCGGCCGGCAGCUUCUCUCCCGCGGCGGUCCAGCCUGGAGGCGAGGCGGCGGCAGCAUCAGGCCCGAGGAGCCCGCGAUCCCCACGCCCCUGCGGCAGCGGCCUCCUCGAUGCGCAGGGCGCAUGUCAUCCAUGGCCGCUGCGUGCGGGGGCUGCCUGUGUGUACGGUGCGGGAGUAGGAGGACGCGCCGUCGAGCCUGCGCAGCCGUGCGGGAGCUCGGGACGUCCCCUGACGAGUGACGAGGCCAUUCUGCCCCGUUUCCGCUGCUCACAGCCUCCACUGAAGGAGACGAAAACUGCAGGAGCCAGGAAUACCUUGCUUUUUGGGAUUCAUGUUCGUCAUUAUCAUGUUGUUUCCUGCAAGACAGCCGAGCAAAAAGCCGUAGAUAUAAUACGGGCAUGUAGAAUUCCAAUCAGAACAAAGCCAGGCCGCUUUGACAAAGAUGACACGACCGACGUCUCCAGCGGCGUCAUGGGCGAGUUCCCACAAUGCCCUACCAUGUCUACGUUGAGUUCCUGCCGCGCCGUUUGACGGUUGCAAACAAAUUAGUUGACAUGCAGAAUGAACUCAGAUAAGUCUCAGACCUGUUUUUCAAACAAUCCUUCAAUUUCUUUUCAAUUUGUAAACAUCUCAUUCCUCUGUGCAGCAACUCCAUGAAUUAGCUUUCCUGCACUGCAGAAAUUUUAUGUCUUACUAAUUUUAUCAUCAUGUUUCCUUAGGCAACUAUAUUAUUGGAAUUAGCAACAACCUUUAGCUACCUUUAUAACAAUGUUCAUGAUGCAUCAGAAUGAGCAUGGAUCAGCCAUACUGAAUUAUGUUGUUCUUCUUAAAGGGAAAUUGUGGAUUAAAGACAUUGAAUGAAGUUUUUUUAUUAAUUUUUUAAAAAUAAAUCACUAUACACCUGUACAUUGGUAAACUAUUCCAACAGGCCUCUGCCCUCAUCUUGGUAUAAAAGGUCAUUAUUGCUUAACAAAUUGAUCUAACAUCUAUAGGAUUUGAAAGUGUGUGAUUUUUAUCAAAUGAAAGGAAAAGAUAAAAAACAAGAGGAAAAAUAUGUUGAGCACUGACUGAAUCGUUUCAUGAAUCAAAUCCCGCCUAUUAAAUUUAGUUGAUUUCUUCGAACCUUGGUACAAUAUAACUCUCACCUUGGUAUACUAGAGCCUUAUUAGCCAAGGUUGGUUUUUCUUUUUAUACAAGGCUGGUUGAGGGAAUAUAGCUUUUCCUUGCUACUACUGAUUUUUUACCCCAAAGUAGGGUCACAUUUAAAUUUUUUUACAGUGUUUAAGAUUUCGAUUUCUUUUCCAACUUAGGGGAACAAAGAUUGCCUGAUUUUGAGAUGAUUAUGGAUUCAUAAAGCUGUUUCUAAGCUGAUCCUUUUUAGCUACGCCCUUAGAUUGAUUUCACAUGUUUGUUUACAUGUCUCAACCAAAUCUCAGUGCAUUGUUUGCAUACAUAUGCACCAUUUUCUAUUUUUUUGUCACAUUAUUUUCUAUUGCAUGCAUGCUUAGCCAUGGUGUGGUUUCCAUUUUUUUUUUGUUUACUGCAUAAGGAUAUUGAUGUUCACAUUAGCAUUCGUGGACCCUAACAAGAGGUACAGAUUUCUUUAUGUGGUGUUUGCCACAGAUAUACAUUAGUGAAUACAGUUCUCUUAACACUCCUAUAGGUCUGUCAAAAGAAGACUAUCUCUUAUUAUAUAAAAAAAGAAGAAGCCUAUGUCCAAUAUAAUUGAUUCAAAUUGAACACUUAUUUACUCAUAUGUUAUUAUCACUUACUAUAUUGUGGUUUGUUAAAAUUAGUUUACUAUUUGUUCUUUUGCUUGGCAUUUGCUUAUUGUACGCUGGCCGUCUCCUUUUCAUUGAUUGGUCUUUCUGGUGUAUAGUGUGGCAUGUUCUUUGUGUGUGCGGCUACUUUAGUAGUGUAGCACGUGUGGUCAGGCGUAGAGCCUUUAUUUGAUCAGAUUUGUUGUCAGGAUAUCCUUCAAUAUGCAUGCACAAUACUCUUUGCUGGUCUUUAUUUCUUGAUCGUUAGUAAAAGCCUAUCGAUUUUGAGAGAUCUUGAUGUGUACCAUUUUCCACUUUUUGUUUUUAGAGCCUUGCACUAUAUCUCCACCUUUGUAGUAGGCACAUGUUCUUACUUGAGUCACUUUUAAUGAUGUCAGAAUUGAUGCAGAUGGCCUCCUCUUCUGCUAAUGAAUCUAAAUCCUCUCUUAUAUCAUUAGCAUAGUACUUCAAUUGUGACUUGGUGAUGCAGGGACCAAAUCAUUUCAUUUUUUGAUGAUGAUAACUCUAUUGUGGCUUGGUGAUGCAGCCACCAAAUCAUUUCAUUUCCUGAUGAUGAGAAGUCAACUGCAUGUAUUUUGGGAACCACAUAAGAACUAGGUCUUUGCCAACAAAGCAUCCUUUCAUUUUACCUGUAUCGUCGCCAACGCCAAGAUGAGAUGACACUACUGUUAUUUGUAUAUAUAACCGAGUGUUGUAAAGUUUAAUUAUGUUUUUCUAUUCAAGUCAAUCAUAUUAUAUAGUUGACUUCUAUAUAUGUACUGAUAUACAAUACUACAAUAUAGCAUAUUGUGUGUAGCUGACUUUUAUACAUAUACAUUUUAAUUA
Molecule: messenger RNA, 2966 nt
Organism: Panicum virgatum (switchgrass)
Lineage: Eukaryota; Viridiplantae; Streptophyta; Magnoliopsida; Poales; Poaceae
Exons: 5
Coding region: 1-891 (296 amino acids)
Source: RefSeq, a predicted model, not a curated record